UUGUGAGUUUUUUUACACUUGCGAUAGAACUUACAAGCCAGAGAGCAAAGUGAAAUCUUUGCGCCGCUCUUAACCCAACCUGAGAAAAAUGGCACUCAAAAACAAAGCAAGGAUAUCAUUAUUGUUAUUGUCUUUUAACUUGUUAUUGUUCCUAUGGAUCAGGUCAAUAAGUAGCGAAGCCAUUUGUUCCACAGAAAUGAAUGUCGUAUUUUCUGUGGAAGGAUCCUACACGCUGAGCGAGGCGAACUUCCAAAAUAUCUUCAGCUUUAUCUUUAAUUUAUCGAGCAACUUUGACUUGGCAACCAAUAAAACAUGGAUCAUCACACUGGCUGGAAAUGAGACGAGGGUCUAUAAAACGAAAGAAGACCUGAAAAAUGCCACAGCGCCGCAUUUUCCAAACAGUUCGCAAGUGUCUUUGGGUAAAUUACUGGAAUCAGUCAAAGAUUGGCUAUAUGGCAAUUACUCGCGAAUGGAUGUUGCUACUAUCGUUGUCGUUAUCACUUCCCAGAAGUCUGAUGACGACAUCGCUAUUCCAACAAUUAACUUAAAAAACUCCAACGUAACUUUGUUUUCUGUGGCAAUUGGCAGCCAGGUGUCUCUGGGUCAAUUAAGCGAGAUCGCUUCAAAUCCCAAAGAACACCACUUGUUGCAGGCUACAAAUACGAGGGAGCUAUCAGAGAAUUUUAACCUCACUUUGGCUAGGAGAAUAUGUGAAGUUGUCGACAAAUGUGUCAGCUCUCCAUGUAGUAACAAUGGGAAUUGUACUAGCUUUACUGGUGGUUACAAAUGCACUUGUCCACCAGAAUUUCAAGGAGACACCUGUGAGAUGAGUAUAUCUGUGGAACAUCUGCUACUGGGUUGCUUCAAGAACGCCUCUCAGACCAUUCCAUCCCUAGAGUCAGACAAUGCAACAUACCUUGAUGGCGAUUUUGAGACCAGAGGAAAUGCGGUCAGGAAAUGUGCUUUAGAGACUGCUAAGAAAAGCUAUAAAUUGUUCGUUAUGCACAACUUAAAAGCUUGCCACUCUGGUCCAGAUGCACACCUCAUCGAUUUUACGGAUUUGGAAGGUUGCGAUCCAGGAAAUGAAGACGAAGUGUACCUCGUGGGAGCUAAGUGUGGUGACCUACUCAAAGAUGACCUUAUUCAUUUAUCGAGCUCAACAAUCCAAGGAUCAUCCUACAACUCGUCCUGGCGAGUUCCUCUUUUAAAUGGCGACUACUCUUGGUGUCCAAAGGAAGACGACCCAGUCCGGAAACUUAAGGUUGAUCUGGGGCGAGAGACUUAUUUGAAUAAAGUGACCUUACAAGGUAAAAAAGAUUCUGUGGACUAUCCUGACAACUACUGCUUUGGUUCCAUUGUUAAUGGCGGUCAAGAACAAGAGAUCAUUCGAAACGAAUCUAUUUGUCUGAUUAGCCUCUCCACUGCCAGUUCAAACGCUAAAACAGAAGUCACACCGAGUCCUGGGUCACUAGAAGCCCAAUAUUUGAGUUUUAGUCCUUGGAGACUAUUCAAGGGUGAUGGGUUGUGCCUGAGAGUAGACGUGUUUCGAAAAUACAACACAUCAACCAAAGUUUCAGUUUUAAGGGAGGCAGGUAACCUCAUCAUGUGCAAUCAUUCAAAUGUUCGCUCAGGAUUCUCUUGUCCUCCAUUGAUCGACGAACCUGUGGCUUGGUGUCCUAAUCAAUCCGUUGCAUUGCCGUUUCAUCAUCAUUUCUUUCAAAUGGAUCUCGGGCAGCCAUUCAAUAUUUCCAAAGUCAUAGUGCAAGGAGCAAAAGAUGCAAGCGAAUGGCCAUACAAGUUUUGCCUUCGCUACGGCCUCAACGGAUCGGAUUUGAAGGAAUUAACUCAAUAUCAACAAGAAUGUCUACUGUUCAAACAAACCAACGAGGACCUGAGAGGGAACAGUGUACGUCCGAGGAAAUUCUCAGUUCCCCGACUGGUUCAGUCAGUCAGUGUGCAGCCCAAGUAUGCCACAUUUGGUACGAAUGAUGGUUACUGUGUCAGGACAGAAAUGACUGGCUGCGUUACAACCACAGUUGAUGGAGAGAAAGUUACUGAAGGAUGCACGCACAAGACGACAAGAGGCAAAUGCUGUGUGUUUCCUUUCAUCUAUGAAGGCCAAAUGAAAUAUUCUUGCAUUAAAAACAAUCACAACCAACCAUGGUGCGCAACUACCGACAAUUACGACAAAGACAAGCUUUGGGACAAUUGCAAAGAUAGCUUUCCAUAUGGUUGUCAAUGA
Molecule: messenger RNA, 2242 nt
Organism: Pocillopora damicornis (cauliflower coral)
Lineage: Eukaryota; Metazoa; Cnidaria; Anthozoa; Scleractinia; Pocilloporidae
Molecular function (GO): calcium ion binding
Source: RefSeq, a predicted model, not a curated record